CCCAUUCCCUGGCUCCUUAUUUAGCAGCAAUUUAGUGCUUCUCUCUAUUGUUUGCUCUCUUUCUUAUUGAGCCAAGCUUCUCUUCUCCUUCUCCUUCUUCUAUCACGAUAUCAUGUCAGAGAAAAAUAGAAAGGGAGAGGUGAUGUGGCCGAGAUUGGUUGCAAACAAGCUAUUUCGAAGGCCAUUAUGGAGUACUAAUUUCGUCGCAGAUUUUCCAAGCUCGGAGAUAUGGUUAGAGGAACCAAGCUUAGACCAUGAAGCCAUCGUCUUGAGAAACUGUGAUAGUAAAUUAGAGACGCAUAGCUACAAAUUGUUUGCUAGUACAUGGAAUGUUGGUGGCAUCCCGCCAUCAGAUACUCUCAACUUGGAGGAUUGGCUCGAUACAAAGAAUAACUCCUAUGACAUCUACGUUCUUGGUUUCCAAGAAAUUGUGCCCCUGAAAGCCAAGAAUGUACUUGGACCAGAAAAGAAUAAAUCCUCUGCUAAAUGGAAUUCUCUAAUUAGGUCAACCCUUAACGAGUCGACAUACAAUUCAAAGGAGCUCAAGGCCGGAGAUAUAGAUAAACAAAAAGUGCAUCCUGUCAAGGAAUCAAAUUCAAAGGAUAAUAUCGAUCAAGCUUUUCGAUGCAUCAUGAGCAAACAAAUGGUAGGAAUAUCAAUCUCCGUUUGGGUGAGAAGCGAUCUCUUGCGUUACAUUAAACACCCAAGUGUAUCUUGUGUUGGUUGUGGCAUCAUGGGAUGCCUAGGAAAUAAGGGUUCAGUAUCAGUUAGAUUUUUCUUACAUGAAACAAGCUUCUGCUUCAUCUGUUGCCAUUUAGCUUCGGGAGAGAAAGAAGGAGAUGAGAUGAAUCGAAAUUGCAAUGCAAUGGAUAUUUUUUCUCGAACGAGUUUUCCUUGUGGUCCUUCUCUUAAUUUGCCCCAAAAAAUUCUGGAACAUGACCGAAUCAUCUUGCUCGGAGACCUAAACUAUAGAAUCUCUUUGCCAGAGGCCGAGACAAGAUUGCGAGUAGAACGAAAGGAAUGGGAAAUCUUGUUACAGAAAGAUCAAUUGCGAGGAGAGGUAUCAGCUGGUCGAGCUUUUGAGGGUUGGCAUGAAGGUGCUAUAGAAUUCACUCCCACAUACAAGUACUAUCCAAACUCGGAUGACUACUAUGGAUGUCUUCCAAGCAAAAAGGGGGAGAAGAAGCGUGCACCCGCAUGGUGUGAUCGAAUACUUUGGCAGGGCAAGGGAUUGAAACAAAUUCUCUACGACCGCUACGAGUGCAAACUAUCAGACCAUAGACCGGUACGAGCCGCCAUAUUUGAGGUUAAGGUCGAGGCUUUGAAGAUGAAGUACUCAUUGAGGAGCUUCUUCUUGUCCGAUAGAUUUGAUCACAUACCCUUGGACUUGUUAAAUGAACAAAUCUCGGGUAGUAAUGGAAGAUUAAGCGUACAAAUUUAGGGAGUUGAAUUGUGAGCUCAUCGUGUUUGGGCUUGUAGAGACAAUAUAUAUACGGACACAAGGGAACUUUUUUUUUUGGGGGGGUUAAAACUUACGUUGAUAUAUAUUUUGAUAGUGAGUAAUAUGAAUCUUAUU
Molecule: messenger RNA, 1576 nt
Organism: Asparagus officinalis (garden asparagus)
Lineage: Eukaryota; Viridiplantae; Streptophyta; Magnoliopsida; Asparagales; Asparagaceae
Product: type IV inositol polyphosphate 5-phosphatase 9-like
Biological process (GO): phosphatidylinositol dephosphorylation
Molecular function (GO): inositol-polyphosphate 5-phosphatase activity; phosphatidylinositol-4,5-bisphosphate 5-phosphatase activity; phosphatidylinositol-3,4,5-trisphosphate 5-phosphatase activity
Source: RefSeq, a predicted model, not a curated record